This is a messenger RNA of Monoraphidium neglectum, 3798 nucleotides long. Its product is annotated as UreA carboxylase. NCBI's taxonomy places the organism in Eukaryota, Viridiplantae, Chlorophyta, Chlorophyceae, Sphaeropleales, Selenastraceae. The transcript is spliced from 30 exons. The record is from RefSeq and is a predicted model, not a curated record. The coding region runs from base 1 to 3798 and encodes 1265 amino acids. Gene Ontology annotation, molecular function: metal ion binding; ATP binding.
AUGACGUUGAGCGCAGAUGGUCCAGGGCUGUCGCACACGGACUCAUUCCAGCACCCUGCGCCCAAAGUGCUGAUCGCCAACCGCGGCGAGAUCGCGCGGCGUGUCAUCCGAACCUGCAAGCACCAUGGCAUUGACACCAUCGCCGUCUACACUCAGGUGGACGCCCUGGCGCCCCACGUGCGCGAGGCCACCCAAGCCGUGUGUCUUGGCAACAAACCCCGCAGCUACACAGACGCCACCAAGCUGCUCCAGGUCAUCAAGGAGUAUGGGGCCACGGCCGUGCACCCCGGUUACGGGUUUCUGUCUGAAAACGAGGAGUUCUGCGCCGCUGUGGAGGAUGCUGGCGUGAAGUGGCUCGGGCCCACGGCCAAGACGAUGCACGAUUUUGCUCUGAAGCACGUGGCGCGCGAGAUCGCGGAGGCGGCGGGGGUGCCUGUGCUCAAGGGCAGCGGGCUGGUCAGCGACCCGGAGGAGGCAGUUGCAGCAGCUGAGGAGAUAGGGUUCCCCGUGCUCCUCAAGGCCACUGGUGGUGGAGGUGGCAGGGGCAUCUACAUCUGCCACGACGUGGAGGAGGUGCGGUCCCAGUUCCACAUCAGCCAGAAGCAGGGGGAGGCCUUCUUUGGCAACAGUGGGGUGUUUGUCGAGAAGUACAUCCAGCGGUGUCACCACAUUGAGGUGCAGAUCUUUGGCGACGGCCAGGGCAAGGUGGUGCACCUGGGGGAGAGGGAGUGCUCCAUCCAGCGCCGCCACCAGAAGGUUCUGGAGGAGACGCCCUCCCCUCUGCUCACAGACGCACUGCGCGGCGACCUCACCAGCGCAGCCUGCCGCCUGGGGGCCGCCGCCAGCUACCGCAGCGCCGGCACUGUCGAGUUCAUAUUUGAUGAGGACGAGUCCAAGUUCUACUUCCUGGAGGUCAACACGCGCCUGCAGGUGGAGCACGGCAUCACCGAGCUGGUGAACGGCGGUGUUGACUUGGUUGAGUGGAUGCUGCGCCUGCAGCUGCCGGGCAUGGAGCCGCUGGACCUCGACACCAUCACCACAGAGCGCUCAGGACACUCCAUCGAGGUACGUAUCAACGGGGAGAACCCUGCGAAGGACUUCCAGCCCUGCCCCGGUAUCCUGGGAGAGGUGGCCUUCCCAUUUGAGAUGGACGGUGUGCGUGUUGACACCUGGGUGGAGACGGGCACUGAGGUGAGCCCCUACUACGACUCGAUGCUGGCCAAGCUCAUGGUGUACGCGCCAACCAGGGAGGCGGCCAUAGCCAAGAUGGCGGAGGCCAUUGCGGCCACCAGGCUGCAGGGUGUGCCCAACAACCUGGAGUUCCUGGGGCACAUCGUCAAGGACCCCCGCUUCAUAGCAGGCUCCACCACCACGAGCUUCCUGGAGGCUGUGUCCUUCAAGCCGCACGUCAUGGAGGUCGUGCUGCCAGGCCUCCAGACAAGCGUCCAGGAUUACCCGGGCCGCGUGGGCCUGUGGCGCGUGGGCGUGUCGCCCUCUGGUCCCAUGGACGCCCUGAGCCACCGCCUGGCCAACGCCCUGGUCGGCAACGAGGAAGACGCGGCCGCCCUCGAGUUUGGCCUCACGGGUCCCACGAUCAAGUUCCACUGUGACGGUCUGGUGGCCCUGGCUGGCGCUGAGUUUGACGUCACGCUGGACGAUGAGCCCGUGGCGUGGUGGAGCAGCUUCAAGGUGGCAGCAGGCCAGGAGCUGCGUAUUGGGGCGGUGCACCCCGACAGCGGUGUGCGCGGCUACCUGGCUGUGGCAGGGGGUGUGGACGUCCCCAAGUACCUGGGCAGCCGUUCCACGUUCCCGGGGGGCAAGUUUGGAGGCUACCAGGGCAGGUACCUCAACCCAGGCGACUCCCUCCCCAUUGGCGCGACGGCCUCAGACGCCGCCCCCACCGCCCUGCCCAAGGGCUGGCUGGACCAGUACGCCGGCGCGGUGCAGGUUGCGCCGGGGACAGGGGCCGGCGAGCCCACUGUAGUGGGGGUGCUGCCCGGCCCCCACGCCAACCCUGACUACUUCACGGACGACGCCAUGGACGUGUUCUACUCCAGCCCCUACGAGGUCCACUACAACAGCAACAGGCUUGGCGUGCGCCUGAACGGGCCUCGCCCAACGUGGACGCGCACGGAUGGUGGCGAAGGUGGCAGCCACCCCAGCAACGUGCACGACCACACCUACGCAAUCGGCACUGUCAACUUCACGGGUGACAUGCCCGUGAUCCUGAUGGUGGAUGGCCCCAGCCUGGGUGGCUUUGUGUGUGCGGCCACCAUCCCCAGCAGUGAGCUCUGGAAGGUCGGCCAGGUGCGCCCCAAUGACAACAUCACCUUCAAGCAGAUCACCAUCGAGGAGGCGUACGUGGCCGCGCUGCGCACAGACGCCCUCAUGGCGGCAGUUAAGGCUCUGUCGCGGGGCAAGAUGGACGCCAAGGCCGCCGCCGCCAGCCUUGACGGCUUUGAGGUCACUGUGCCCAAGAUGCCCGAGACCAAGGCUGUGCUGGUGGACGUGGCGGCCUCUGACAGCCACCCAGGCUACCUCGUACGCCUCGCAGGGGACAGGUACGUGCAGCUGGAGUAUGGUCCCAUGGAGCUGGACCUCAGCCUCAGGGCGCGCAUCCAUGCCCUGGAGAAGGAGCUGGCCGCACUGUCGCUGGCCGGCCUCGUGGAGACGAGCGCUGGUGUGCGGUCAGUGAUGAUCGAGUACGACCAGAGGGCUCUCGUGCUGCCAGACCUGCUAGAUGCCAUAGCCAGGGCGGACGGCGCCAUCGGCAACGUGGCGGAGAUGGUGCUGCCCAGCCGCAUCGUGCACCUGCCCAUGGCGUUCGACGAGAGGUGGACCCACGAGGCCCUGGAGCGCUACGCCAAGAGCGCGAGGCCCGAGGCGCCCUACCUGCCCAGCAACAUCCAGUACAUCGCCAAUAACAAUGGCCUCGAGGGCAAGGAGGACGUGCGCCGCAUCGUGUUUGAGGCGUCCUAUUUGGUGCUGGGGCUGGGUGACGUCUACCUGGGAGCACCAUGCGCGGUACCUGUCAACCCCCUGCACCGGUUGGUGACGGCUAAGUUCAACCCCGCUCGCACAUUCACACACGAGGGAACUGUCGGUAUUGGUGGCAGCUACAUGUGUAUCUACCCGAUGGACUCCCCCGGCGGCUACCAGCUGGUGGGCCGCACCCUGCCCAUCUGGAACACCUUUGGCCGCACCAGGGCCUUCACACCUGAGAAGCCGUGGCUGCUGGAGUUCUUUGACCAGGUGCGGUUCUUCCAGGUCAGUGAGGACGAGCUGGAAAACCUGCGUGAACGCUUUGCUGCGGGGCAGUAUGACAUCAGCAUCGAGUCAAAGACGUUCUCCAUGGCGGAUUACACCGCUAUGAUCACAGAGCCUGAGAUGGUGGCCCAGUGGGCCGCGUGGAAGGCCCAGCAGCGCGCUGCGAGUGAGGUGCAGCUGCAGCUGGAGGAGGAGAGCCUUGCACGUCUGGAGGCGGCCAGGGCAGCCAAUGGAACCGCCCAGGAAGGGUCAGCUCAGGGCGGCUCAAAGUUGGACACUGACCCGGCUUGGGACGGCCCAGGCUGCACGAAGGUGUGCGCCGGCUUCACGGCCAGUGUAUGGGACAUCAAGGUGAAGGAGGGCGACACCGUGGCCAAGGGCGACACCGUGGUGGUGCUGGAGGCGAUGAAGAUGGAGUCGCCCGUGGUUGCACCCGUGGCGGGCACCAUCAAGGCCAUAGUGGCAGAGCAGGGCGCAAUGGCGGCUGGCGGUCAGCUGCUACUGGUGAUCGAGGUUGCUGCCCCCAGCUGA